AGAUGUUUCCAACAAGGGCACGUGUGUCAAGCUUCUGUUCACAUUAAUCAUCAUGCCGCGAUGAGAAGUUAGGAGGAAACUGGCUGGCUACUGGGUGGAGAGCUGGCUCUGGCUAGCAGCAUGUGUUUAUCCCGUUAUUAUAUAUAUAUAUAUACACAACCCAUCACGUUCCUUCAGAGGGAUUGUGUGUUCACAACUGAGUCUGUUGGUCAAAGUUGAAGAAAAACGGGGAAAUUCAGUUCCCACUUUUGGUCAGAUAAGUUGACAUUCAAAAGCUGGAAAAUUACAGGAGAAAGAUUGGUCGUAGAAAGGCACCUAACAAUAAUAUUGUUGAAGGUGCAAAGCCCCCUGUUCUUCUGUCUGCAGUGCUCAAGGUGGAGAAAGAGAUGGCUGAGAAUGGAAGGGUACAUCCAGAUUGUAUGAAUGCUUCAAACCCUUACCAUGAAUGUGGUGUAGCUUGCCUUGAAAGGAUUUCCCAAGGGAAGAGAAGGAAAGAGAAGAAACAGUCAGAUUAUCAUAAUGGUGUAAAUGAGGGUUGGUCUAGCAAAAACAAGGAUGAAGAAAGAAGAGCACAGCCUACUUGUCCCAAAGCAUCUAAUCCUUACCAUAAAUGUGAGGAAUUUUGUUCUAAUAGAACUGCCGAGGCCAAUCCCAAGGGGGUUAAAAAGGAAACAGGAGGAGCACAGCCUACUUGUCCCAAAGCAUCUAAUCCUUACCAUAAAUGUGAGGAAUUUUGUUCUAAUAGAACUGCUGAGAUUAAUCCCAAGGGGGUUAAAAAGGAAACAGGAGGAGCACAGCCUACUUGUCCUAAAGCAUCUAAUCCUUACCAUAAAUGUGAAGAAUUUUGUUCUAAUAGAACUGCUGAGAUUAAUCCCCGUGGGGUUAAAAAACAAUCAGAAAGAGCACAGACAUGCCCCAGAGCAUCUAACCCUUACCAUAAAUGUGACGAAUUUUGUUCCAACGGAACUUUGGAGGCCAAUCCCCAGGGGGUUAAAAAAGAAUCAGGUUCCAUUAUUGAUGCUGCUUUAAGCUUUGGUAGAAAAAAGAAGGAAUCUGGAUCUCAGCAGAACUCUCCCCGAGCUGUUAACAAUGUCCCUGUGGUAAAAGCAGCUCGCCGUGUUCCAUCACCUCUUCCUACUAAAAAGCAUGAUGAAGCUGCGAAUAGUGGAUCGUUUUCCUCAUCUCAACAACGUUCUGAUGAAAGUUAUUCUGAAGAUCAUUCUUUCGACAAGGGGCCAGUUCAAUCCCCUGGACCAAUGCAUGUGUCUGGGAAUAUCACGCCUGAUCCUCCCAAGAGCCCUACAAAGCUUAGUUUGGCCUGCUAUAAAAUUCCAACACCAGCUGAGCCGCAACAGAAUGGGAAGCUCCAUGGUUCACCAAAGGCUGCUACAUAUCCUUCUGCUAACCAUGAGGAAAAAGUCACUGAUGGUCCUAUUUCCGAGUAUCUGGACUUCAGCUUUUCAGGCAUAUCUCGUGCUUCAGAAGAGAGUGACGAGGAAGAGGUUCAAUCUGUCAUCUCUGAUUCCUGUGUGUCGGUAGGGAAAUAUCACGUGAGAGAAAAUAUUGCCUCUAUUCUACAGUUAAUCUUGGACAAGUAUGGUGAUAUAGCAGCAGGCAGUCGAUUGGAAUCAGCUUCCAUGCGAGCUUAUUAUUUAGAGUGUCUGUGCUCUGUGGUUCAUGAGUUGCAGCGCACUUCUUUCAAGCAGUUGACAAAUUCCAAAGUUAGAGAAAUGUUGGCUGUUCUCAAGGACGUAGAAUCCGCACAGAUUGAUGUUAGUUGGCUACGGGAUAUACUCAAUGAUCUGGCCGAAGGCAUGGAGCUGAGCAGUCAGCAUCAAGCUGCGGAAGAAGCAAAAUCAAAGUGUGAUCAUGCUAUAGAGUCAGUAAAAAAAGAACUAGAAUCCAUGAUGGAGGAUCUGGCUCAAAAAGAGAAGGCAGUUGCUGAUGCUAAAGCACAAAUCUCUGAAACAAGAGAUCGCCUGAAUAAGCUAGAGCUCGAUUCUUCUCGGUUAAGUGAGACUAUUUCUUCAAUCUGGUCGACAGUCGAAAAGUUUCAUGAAAAGCCCUUGGCAGAUGAGAUCUUGUAAUGCAACUGCCAGGCAAAACAACAACUACUACCUGAUACUUCUUGUAUUCUAUGUGUUCCAUAUUUACAAUUUUACAGAAUUUAAUUGUAUGAAUCAAAUUACAAAAACAUGUAGAUGAUACUAGACAUGGACAUAGACAUUGUACUUUAGUAUGUUAUAAAGUUUAUUAGUGUAUUAUAAGUUCUGUGA
Messenger RNA from Populus nigra (black poplar), 2276 nucleotides. RefSeq lists its product as uncharacterized. Lineage: Eukaryota; Viridiplantae; Streptophyta; Magnoliopsida; Malpighiales; Salicaceae. The coding region runs from base 387 to 2087 and encodes 566 amino acids. The transcript has 5 exons. The record is from RefSeq and is a predicted model, not a curated record.